Messenger RNA from Clupea harengus (Atlantic herring), 1517 nucleotides. RefSeq names its product glycogen synthase kinase binding protein (gene gbp). Lineage: Eukaryota; Metazoa; Chordata; Actinopteri; Clupeiformes; Clupeidae. The record is from RefSeq and is a predicted model, not a curated record. Gene Ontology annotation, cellular component: cytoplasm.
UCAAGCUGAAGGGUUGUUCUUUGCUGAGCAGCGUGGCGAGAGGGGAUACCGGUUGUACGCUCUCAUUCAUUUCCAAAAUUCGCCUAAAACACAGACACAAUAUACGAUGCCGUGUCGAAAAGAAAACUACAUUCUGCUGGAGCAGUCUGUUACCGUCGAUUCCAAAGAGGUGGAUGCUUUGGUUACCAAAAUCGGCGAAGCUUUGCAGCUACAUAACAAUAGCGCAAACCAAAAGACGAUGUCAUGUCUCCACGGUCUCAACAGCAACGGCAGUGGCAACGUCAAACAGACCAACCACAACAACAGUGCGGCCCAGCCACGGCGCACAGGGUGCUGUAUUCGACUUCGCAGUCGAGGAAUACGUAACAGAGCUAGUCCUUAUCCUGGAUCCAGUGAUCAAGAUUGGAACAAUUUCAAAACUUGGAAUCGAAAGCGGACUGAUGUCACCGGGGAUGAUCCUCAUCAAUUACUACAGGAAUUAAUCUUGUCUGGCAAUCUGAUAAAAGAGGCCGUCAGACGACUUCAGUUUUCUACAUCAGAACUUGGUGAAUGUCCAAAAACAGUUGACAAUCAACAGUGUUAGUCGGUGACACGCAAAUGGCAAACGUUUACAGUUGCAAUCAAAUGAAUGGUUGCGAUGAUGAUGAUGAUUUAAAUAACGUAGCUUAUUUUGGAGGUCAACAUUUGUCUAAUGACAUUACAAACAUCACACUUAGCUAGCCUGUUGAAACGUGUCAGCUAGCUAAUGAAUCAGUUGGCUGAGGUGUCCUGUUGAAGCCAGCUCAUUUCUCUUUCCCCUUUUGUAAAAUCUGGGGGUGGUUCCCGAUCCAGAGUUUGAAUUUUUGUAGAAAUACAUGUUUAUAUGCCAGGUGUUUUGUCAUGAAACGUGGGCUUUAUUUUUUCUGAAAACUACCUGGACUCUCUUGUUACUUGUUGUCUUGGCUAUUCCUAGCUAGCUACCUCGGAGAACACAUGUGGGGUCUGGUAGCAGGAAGCAAACCUAACAUCACCUGAACUGAGUAAACGGGAAUACUGCACCAUGAUCUUGUUUACAAAUCACGCUACUGAGUUGCCUGGCAAGAUCCAUGAGGUCUGUGGCAGGUAUUUACCUCGGUGCUGAUACCUUUCCCUUCCUAAUGUGGAUUUCGGCUGUAUUUGAAAAUGCCCUCAUGGAAUGACAGAAAAGGAAGACAACAAGGACUUUUGUGAACUUUAAGGUAUAGAUUCCUUUUAAGACCAAUACAAUUUGGCUGGUGUAUGGUGUGUUUUUUUUUUUUUUUUUUUUAAUGCCAAUUCCGAGAAGUUUGAAAUGAGCAUGGACUAUUAUGGUUUGAACAAGGGGGGUGCGUCAUCAAUACAACAGAGACACUGGUGCUUUUCCUUCGGAUUCAAACUGGAAUUCGUUUUUCCUUUUUUCUUUUCCCUCACAUUAAGUAUGUAUGCUUCGCAACGAAGUAUUUUGUAUUCCUGGUUUUUCAGGGAUUUGGUGUCUUUAAUAAACACGGUGUUUUUGCAAA